Phalacrocorax carbo (great cormorant) is the source of this 3249-nucleotide messenger RNA. Lineage: Eukaryota; Metazoa; Chordata; Aves; Suliformes; Phalacrocoracidae. The record is from RefSeq and is a predicted model, not a curated record.
GGUGCCAGCGCUCGGGGCGGCGGAGGCGCAGCGCAGGGUCCGCGCCGGGGUUCGGGGCUCCGCCGCACCCCCCCCUUUACCGGACCAUGAACACCGUCCGCCCCGCCGCGCCUCCCGCGCCGCGCCGCCGCCGCCGCCGCCGCUAGCAUCGCCCCGGGGACCGGGCGGUGCGGGACGGGACCGGGGUGGGGCGGGGGGGGGACGCAGGCGCCCAGGCGGCGGGGCUGCCCGGCCGGGGGAUGUGAAUGGCGCUGGGGGUUCUCGGCGGGACCGACAUGGAGUGGGAGAAGCUGCCGCGGCGGCCCGGGGAAGGCGAGGGGGAGCCGGCGGGGCCCUGGCCGGGCUGCGGGCGGCUGCGGCCCUCCUCGUACCGGGCGCUGCGCAGCGCUGUCUCUACCCUGGCGCGCAUCGACGACUUCUACUGCGAGAAGAUCGGGGCCGGCUUCUUCUCCGAGGUCUUCAAGGUGCGGCACCGCCAGUCAGGGCAGAUCAUGGUGCUGAAGAUGAACAAGCUGACCAGCAACCGGGGCAACAUGCUGCGGGAGGUGCAGCUGAUGAACCGCCUCUCACACCCCAACAUCCUCAGGUUCAUGGGUGUGUGUGUACAUGAGGGACAGCUGCACGCGCUGACGGAGUACAUCAAUGGUGGGAACCUGGAGCAGCUGCUGGACAGCCCUGUGCCCCUCUCCUGGUCCAUGCGUGUCAAGCUGGCCCUCGACAUCGCCCGUGGCCUGCGCUACCUGCACUCCAAGGGCAUCUUCCACCGUGACCUCACCUCCAAGAACUGCCUGGUGCGCUGCGAGGCCAAUGGCUACACGGCUGUAGUGGGUGAUUUCGGCUUGGCAGAGAAGAUCCCCACCUACAGCGAGGGCAGCGAGAAGGAGCCGCUGGCCGUGGUGGGCUCCCCAUACUGGAUGGCGCCCGAGGUGCUGCGAGGGGAGAUCUACAACGAGAAGGCUGAUGUGUUCGCGUACGGCAUCAUCCUGUGCGAGACCAUUGCUCGCGUCCCUGCUGACCCUGACUACCUGCCCCGCACCGAGGAUUUUGGUCUGGAUAUCACCACUUUCCGCACCAUGGUGGGAAUCGACUGCCCAGCGGCCUUCCUCCAGCUCGCUUUCCACUGCUGCAGUAUGGAGCCCACCUCCCGCCCCUCAUUCCUGGAAAUCACGCAGUGCCUGGAGGGUGUCCUGCAGCACCAGCCGGGUUCUGAGGGUGCCGGGGCCACCUUCUUCAGCGGUGGGGAGAGCCUGCCUGCACCUGGGACAGCAGCCACGCUCAACGGGGUAGCCGGGAGGGUGGCCAGCCACGCUGAGCAGUCGCCCCUACAUGAGUUGGGGACACAGCACCUGCAGCUGGACCAGCGCCUGUCCCGCAGCCAGUCCGACAUGUUGCCCCUCAAAUCACCUGCCCUGCUGUGGCCGCCAGAGCCUUGCAGCGGGGCCAGGACCAAGGAGACACCCGCCCGCGUAAACCCCUUCUCCCAGCGUGAGGACCUGAAGGGGGGGAAGAUCAAGCUCUUCGACACGCCGAGCAAGUCGGUCAUCUCACUCACCUUCGACCUGCCACCCCCUGCCCCACUCCAGCUCAGCACCCCUGUGACGCCGGAGCCUGCCAUGGAGGUGCAGUGUGACUUCUCGGCUCCCGCCGCCACCCCCCGAAAGUGCCACUCACUGCCUGCCUCCCCAGAGCUGCCCCGCCGGGGGGACCUGGCGCUGGGCGUGGGGUCCCCCCAUCCCACUGAUGACCCCCAGCCCCCCGCCCUCCUUCCUCCUCCAGUUUGGGGACGAGCCUCCCCCUCCAGCUCCAGGGUGGAGGAGUGGAUGGACUGCGGCCCAGACAGCCCUGAGCCACUGCAGCCCCCACUCCUGCCCCCCAACAGCAAUUUCAUCCGCACAGCAUCCUCGGGUGCCCAACCCUGGCAGCCAGAGCCACGAGCCCCCAACGGGCUCCUCUUCAACAACAACCAUGUGGUGGUCAGCAAACCCCUGGCUUGGGGCAGUGGGCUGGAGCACGGCUUUUCCGAGCUCAGCAUCCCCUGCGCGGCGGCCCUGGAGCGCACAGAGCGCGCAGCCAUGCUGCCUGGGCAUGGCUCCAGUGCCGUGCUGGAGCAGGAUGAGGUGCUGGCCUGCCCCGGCUGCUGCCUGGGUCCCUUCAGUUUCAGUUUUGCCUCUGUCUGCCACCAGCCAGCACCCAGCCCGCCUCGCUACCAGAACCUCAACUGUGAGGCCAAAAGCCUCCUCUGCCAUGACCGGGGCCGCCACCAGAAAGCCCCGGGGCCGGUGCUGGCAGAGCCCAGCCUGAAGCUGCCAGAGGCACAGUCCUAGUGCUGGGGACCCCAGGGGAGCGGGGCUGUGUCCAGCCGCCCCUCGGACCUCUCCGCCACCACAGCGCCGAGCAGGUGUGGGGACCCGGCACAUCUCCAUGGUCCAUCCUCGCUCACCAUGGUGCCCUGUGCUGUGGCCACCAUGGUGCUGCCCAGGCGCUUGGGCACCUGUCUCACUGGGAUCAGCCUCAGUGGUCUGUGGGGAGCCCUGGGUGUGGGCUGGGUCCCUGCCGGGGACUGAAGUGCAAUAACACCCCUGCCCUGGGCACACUACAGCACUGCCCUGGGCAGCAGGGCUGGUCCCCCAUGGGGCCCCCAGGGCUCAUACCCUGGAUGUGGGACCCCCCCUUCCCCAAGGGCUCACCCCAUUGUGGGCUCUCAGGAGAACUGGGAGCCCCCUGCAGCCACCCCAGUCCAGGGGGUGAGCUGGGCUGGGCUGAGGACAAAGGGGUCAGUGUGUGUGUAUAUGUGUUUUUUUUGGGGAUCUUAUGAGGCUGGUGUGUGUCCCCACGCUUCCCUAUAAGCAUGGGGAGCACAACCAGUCUCUGACAUGGAGGGAGGCAUGCAGGGGUCCAUGAGAGGGGCGAUGCCCAUGGGGCAGUGCACAGGCAGGAUUGCCAGUGCUGGCGUUGCCCCCACCCACCCAAUGCCGAGGGCUGGGUGCUAAGCCAGCACAGUGCCCCGUGUCCCCCUGGCACAUGGGGUCAGAAGUGGGGUGCCAUCCUGGCACUGGGAGGAAGGGGCCAGUGAGCAGCACAGCCAGGCUGCCCAGCCCCUGGCAAGGAUGGGAGCCGGCUUUCCUCUCUCCCUCACAAUGCACUGGUGAAUGCAGAACUCUUGUGUUUUUUAUUAUUAAUAAUAAUAAUUGCUAGUAAUAUAUACCCAGCUUAUUUAAAGUGUUCAAUAAAAACUGAAUGUCCCAGCAA